Molecule: messenger RNA, 2863 nt
Organism: Equus caballus (horse)
Lineage: Eukaryota; Metazoa; Chordata; Mammalia; Perissodactyla; Equidae
Source: RefSeq, a predicted model, not a curated record
GGGGAGGUUGGGAAAGGGGGACCGGAGGGGCACGCAAUUUGGAAACAAUCUGGCUUGUUCACUCCCACCCUCACUUUGCAGAUACCUUCCCCAGCCACCGCCCCCGCAGCCUCCCUUCCCCCCGGCCAACCCCUGUCCUUUGGGGGCGCUGGGAAAUGGGUGUGCCAGCCACUGUAGGGGAGAUGGCGGGUUUGGCGCUGUUUGGGUUUCACAGGCGGGGGGGUCCCUGAGACAAUCUGGUAUUAAACUGCCGUGCUAACUCCCAGGCUGCUUUCCAGACACCUCCGACCCACACAACCCUUCACCCCCGUUUUUUCCGUCCUGGGAAAGGAGUUCGGGCUCUCAGUCUCCAACGUCUGCUGUCUAUAUUCCUGCCCUUCAGUCUGUCCUUAGGAUGGAGCCCUAACUGAACUGAAGGAAGGAGAGAAAUCCCUGAAUCCUUGGAGGUCUGUCUGCCUUUUGGGCCGUGUACGACUACAGGCCUGGUGGAAAAGAGCAAACUGCUUCUGCUGCCAGUGGGUUGGUCCUGCUCAGUUUGCAGCCUCGGCGGAACUUUCGAGCCUGAACUGAAGCACCUCACCCAGACGUGCACGCAUCCCUCUUGGGCAAGCCAACUCCACGACCUGGGUCAGAGAAUUACUACAGCUGCAACAUGAGCCGCGUUCGGGAUGCUGGCUGCGUAGCCGCCGGGAUAGUGAUUGGAGCUAGUGCCUGGUACUGUGUCUACAAAUACGCCAGGGGAAGAAACCAGACGAAAAAGAGACUGGCCAAGCCCAAGACCCGGGCUGUGGCCGGGACUGGAGCCAGGGCUAGAGCUGGACUAAGGGCUGGAUUCACAAUUGACCUUGGGCCAGGAUUUGGUCCUCCAACCCCAGUCCGCACUAAGGCAAAGAACAGGGCCCAAGAUGAAGCCACUGCUCUGAACGUGGCUGGAAGUGAGGCAGUCGCCCAGGCUGCAUCCAGUGCUGGGGCUCAGAGUGGGGGAGGAAGUCAGGCCCAGCGGGCAGAAGGGGCCGGGGUUGGGUCUAAGACUGAAUCAGUAGUCGGGGCCACAGCGGCUUCUGCAAUGGCACCACCUCCCAGGGAGGCAGAAGCUCCCACAGCUGUAGAGACCCCCACAAUGGCAGGGGCUCCCAAAUUGGCAGAAGUCCCUGGCACAGCAGAGGCUUCCGGGGUGCCAGCAGUGCUUCCUGGGGCACCAGUGCCUACUGAGGCAGCAGAGGCUCCCGUACUGGCAGCGCCCUCUGGGGCAGCAGCACCUACUGGGGCUGCAGAGGCUCCUGGGACUUCAGGGUCCCCUAGAACAGUGGCAGCGGCCAAGAAAGCAACCCCUGGGGCUCAUACUGGAGCUAUACCUAAGGCCGGGUCAGCGACUGGAGCUGUACCCAAAGGUGGAGCAAAGGGUGGAACUAGGUCCCGGACUGGAGGCAAGGGCAAAGGCAAGAAAAACAAGGUUGAAGUAGACGAAUUGGGCCUGGGCUUCCGACCUGGGGAUGGGGCUGCAGCCGCUGCUGCAGCCUCUGCUAAUGGGGGACAAGCUUUCCUGGCAGAGGUCCCCGAUUCUGAGGAAGGGGAGUCCGGGUGGACUGACACAGAGUCUGAGUCAGACUCUGAGCCUGAGACCCAGCAGAGAGGGCGAGGGAGGAGACCCGUUGCUGUGCAGAAGCGCCCCUUUCCUUAUGAAAUUGAUGAGAUUCUGGGUGUCCGAGAUCUCAGGAAAGUCCUUGCUUUGCUUCAGAAAUCGGAUGAUCCUUUCAUCCAACAGGUAGCUUUGCUCACUUUGAGCAACAAUGCCAAUUACUCGUGCAACCAAGACACAAUUCGCAAAUUGGGAGGCCUCCCAAUUAUUGCAAACAUGAUCAACAAAAGUGAUCCCCACAUUAAGGAAAAAGCCUUAAUGGCCAUGAAUAACCUGAGUGAGAAUUACGAAAAUCAGGGCCGGCUUCAGGUAUACAUGAAUAAAGUGAUGGAUGAUAUCAUGGCCUCUAAUCUGAACUCAGCAGUACAGGUAGUUGGACUAAAAUUUUUAACCAACAUGACUAUUACUAAUGACUACCAGCACCUACUUGUCAAUUCCAUUGCAAACUUUUUUCGUUUGUUAUCUCAGGGAGGUGGAAAAAUCAAGGUUGAGAUUUUGAAAAUACUUUCGAAUUUUGCUGAAAAUCCAGAUAUGUUAAAAAAACUGCUCAGUACCCAAGUGCCGUCAUCAUUUAGUUCCCUCUACAAUUCUUAUGUGGAAUCAGAAAUUCUUAUUAAUGCCCUUACUCUAUUUGAGAUCAUCUACGACAAUCUCAGAGCAGAAGUAUUCAACUACAGAGAAUUCAAUAAAGGUUCCCUUUUUUACUUAUGCACUACAUCUGGAGUGUGUGUUAAGAAAAUUCGAGCCUUAGCAGAUCACCACGACCUCUUGGUGAAAGUGAAAGUUAUAAAACUAGUGGACAAAUUCUGAUUGGCUAUGUGCUCUUAAAAGACUUGAAGAAAUUUCUUGGUUUUGCAGUCUGGAAGCAAUGAAAAUUGAAAGUUACUGCUUUUCCACUUGCUUAAAUAGUAAAGGGAUCCUUUCAGCUGCCAGUUUUGAAUAAUGCAUCAUCCAGAGUGAUGUUAUCUGUGACAGUCUCCAGCUUUAAGCUGAACCAUUUUAUGGAUACCAAAUAAAUAGUCCUCUUUUACUGAAAACACAUUUGUGAUUUUAAUCGUGCUGCUUGAAUGGAAAUAUUUUUACUGGUUCCUCUAUGUGAAUUGACAGUGAACCUGUCCAUCAUGAGUAGCCUACACUUCUAUCAUUUGUUUUGACUUGAAUUUAUCCACCAAAGACUUCAUUUGUGUAUCAUCAAUAAAGUUGUAUGUUUCAAGUGACAAAAAA